GAAUUUUGGAUUUCCGACUUAUUUUUUUGAAUGUAAAGCAUUUUGUCGAUCUCUUGUGAUUGUCGGCUCAAGAUUAUUGACGCUUGUCGGAAAUUAUAAAUUAAUAGAAAAAUGAAAAAACUCAGCCAAAGUCAAAACUGUAACCCUUGCCGUCAUCUUCAUCUCCAAUAUACGAUAUGAAUCGUUGUCUGCCAAUGCACAAUGCUAUUAAGUCGUUAAGCUGGCUAGAAGGAACAUGGAGAACUGAAACUAUUGCGCAAGGUCAAUUUCCAACAAUAAAACCAUUCACAUACUGCGAUGAAAUAAAGUUCAUUUCGAUUGGUCAGCCGAUGCUGAAUUUUGAGGCACAGAGUUGGCAUCCUGAGAAAAAAAAUCCCAUGCACCGAGAGGUUGGAUUUCUCAAAGUGAUUCCAGAAAGUAACAAAGUGGCUCUUGUAGUUUCGCAUAAUUUUGGACUUACCACCAUUGAAGAAGGUUUCAUCGGUGACAAUGAAAUUAAACUGGAGAGUGUAUCAAUUGCUAGAAUGUCACAAGGUACUAAGGAGCCUGGCGUGACAAAGUUGAAAAGAGAGUUGAAGCUCGUGGGAAAUGAUUUGGAGCAAAUUGUCCACAUGGCGACUACGACAACGCCGGAAUAUGCAGAGCAUUUGCGAGCGCGUUACGUCAAAUUACCUAGAUAUGAAUAAGCCAGAAGGGAAACGGAAAAAGUAUAAAUAACAAUAAUAUUUAUCAUCUUUGUACAAAAUCUUUGUUUAUAUUUUCAUGAGUGAUUUUUUAUGAUGAGACGAACCUAAGGCUGCUGUGAAAAUCGCAAGUUGUAUCAGUUCAAUUUUUUCGAUUAAAGUAUUCAAUUAUAUUAAGUAA
Messenger RNA from Venturia canescens, 864 nucleotides. RefSeq names its product peroxynitrite isomerase THAP4-like. The transcript is spliced from 4 exons. The record is from RefSeq and is a predicted model, not a curated record. NCBI's taxonomy places the organism in Eukaryota, Metazoa, Arthropoda, Insecta, Hymenoptera, Ichneumonidae. The coding region runs from base 177 to 686 and encodes 169 amino acids.